AUGAAGGCCUUCCUCGUCCUCGCGUUCGCCACGACCCGUCUCCUCGUCCUCACGCACGCAGCCGCGAGUUGCUCCGACUGCAGCGGCGAGCCGUGUAUACUUGACGGCACGUCGACGUCGGUAACCGGUGGCGCGACGUCGCUCGUCGUACAAAUGUGCAACUCCGACCGCACAACAAUCGAGUCGGGGGCUAUAGCAGUCGCCUUGCGCUUGGGGCUGUCCGCGCGUGCGAGCUGCGACACGAGCGAUGCGACACUUCCGACCGUCGCGUCGCUCGUUGCAGCCGACGGUUGUACGCCGGUCAAUUGCGCCGUCACGAUUCACUUUGCGUCGGCUCUGGACUGGGCAACUGCACGACCGAAAGCCGACGGCCAGCGGAACACGUUGACCGCGCAGGUCCUCACGGGCCGCAACACGGACGUCGUGACGAUCGCAACGCUCGACCCACUGGCGCCAGCAGUCGUCAAUGGCGGCGCCACAGAGGUCUCCGUGUGCGCGCGGGCGCUGGACGUCAGUGGCUCGAGGUUCUCGCGCGUUGGCGAGUGCAACGUCGUCCAGAUGUGCCGAGGGACGACGACGACGACGACGGCGACGACGGGCAGUUUGGGUUGUGCGACCGAGUGGAGACACACGGACGCCCGGGUGCACGACGUCCAGUGCACGGGCGAAGCGUGUACGGGCACAGUCAAGUGGACUCGGCCCUUACCGUGUGACGGUAGCGUCGGCGAGGCGACGUCGCUGCUCCUCAGUGUGACUGUCGCCAGUCCGAGCUCCGAGUCGUCGCCUCUGGCAAGUGUUGGCAACAUGAUUGCGCCGACGUUCAACAUCUCUAGCGUCAGUGGCCUGGACGCUGGGAGCGCUGACGUGGUGCUAACGACCGACACGUUUUGUGCCGACACGGGCCGCUCGCUCAUUGCGUCAGUUGCAACUGCCAGUGACGACGACUCGGAGGACGCAGAGAUUGGUGUACGCAGUGUGAAUGCAACGACAAAUGGCACGGUGCUUGUCCAACUGACGGCGCCGUUGAGCAGCACCUUUGUGAACGACAAUGUGGAGCUCUCGCUCUCGCAGUGCGGCGUGUCGACGUUGGGGUCGUUUCCGGUUGGAAAAAGUGUGGUCAACUUUGCUGCCGUGUCGACCGGAUCGAUGGCCGAUGUCAGCGAAAGUGGCGCAGCAGGAACACGUUCGACUGGCCUUGUCUCGACGCAGGAGAUGAACGCCUCGGCUGGCCUUUCCAAUAGCAUCAUUGUCGCUGCCGUGAUCGGUGCCGUGGCCAUCGCAGGCUUUGUAUUCGAGUAUAUCUAUCACAAGAGACGGCAACCGACGGCGUUGGUACAGGAGUCAGCGGUCGCAACGCCCGAGUGA
This is a messenger RNA of Hyaloperonospora brassicae, 1365 nucleotides long. Lineage: Eukaryota; Oomycota; Peronosporomycetes; Peronosporales; Peronosporaceae. The record is from the annotation of a GenBank genome assembly.